UUAGUCCAGUAAUGCAUCCUUUUGCAUCAUUGAGGACCCAUUGUGGACCUGCUAGCUUCUCUGGUCAGAGGACCUCCUAUGUCACAUAGCAGGCCAAUGCAUGUAAAUCCCUUCAAACACCUGAGGCCAAUGCAUGUAAAUCCCUUCAAACACCUGUGGAUCAACCAGAGGGCCCAGCUCUGGCAUUGCCAAAAGAAGAAAAACAGCAGAGAAGUGCCCUGUACAGCAAAAGAAGGGCCCCUCAACCCCUCACUGUCGGGCUUGUUGGUGCACAAAACGGCCAGAAACAGACGCAAGGUUGUAUUAAUCAGGUUUUGCAAUGCUUUGGAAGUUUUCAAGCUGUCUGCACAACCCGAGGCUCGCUAAGCUUCUUCUGCACCAGUGCACUGUACAAACAAGGCAAAUGGCAAAAGUCAGUGUCAAUGGUGUUGGCAUCAACUAUGAACAGGCUGGUACUGGUCCACACACAGUCCUCUGCAUGCCAGGAGCCUUGGGCUCGGCGCUCACCGACUUCGGACCCCAGCUGAAGUCGCUGGCGGGCGCCGAGCUGACGCUGGUCGCCUGGGACCCGCCCGGCUACGGCCUCAGCCGGCCGCCCGACCGCUCGUUCGGCCCGCUCUUCUUCAGGGAGGAUGCGGAGGCGGCCGCCGGGCUCAUGCAGGCUCUGGGAUAUGACAAGUACUCGGUGAUGGGAUGGAGUGACGGAGGCAACUCGGCCGUCAUCCUCGCCGCCAUGAGACCCGAGAACGUUACCAAGCUGGUCAUCUGGGGCGCCAACGCCUACGUCACUGACAAGGAUUCGGAACUGUACGAAGCGGUGCGCGACAUCGACAAGUGGUCGGAGCGGAUGAAGGCGCCGAUGUUGGAGCUCUACGGCGAAGGCUACUUCCGCAGCACCUGGAACGCCUGGGUGGACGGAAUAUCGGCUUUGAAGAACACAGAGAACGGCAUCUGUCGGCGGGAGGCGACUCAGGUGCGGUGCCCCACGCUGCUGGUGCACGGCGCCAAGGACGCCAUGGUGCCGGCCGAGCACCCUGAGUUCUUCAGCAAGCACAUCCCCGACGUCAGGCUGCACAUGUUCCCAGAGGGCAAGCACAACCUGCACAUGCGCUUCGCCGACGAGUUCAACACACUGGUGACCGACUUCCUGAUGGGUCGCUGAGGGGCGGUACCUGGCUGCAGCGCGAACCGGGGCGGUGUGUUUGGCAGACGGGGGACGCUGGCGCAGAGUGAGCGCGACGACGGCGUCAGAAAAAAAAAUGGACAUGUAUUGCUCUGUAGGGGCGUUGGCUUCGUGUUUGGCAGAGGGCUCUGGCUGGAACGUUUUUGGGGCUGUGGCAUAUUAACGCUUAUGGGGCGCGCCGCGGAGGAAGGGGAUCCGUGACGACCCUGCUUGGAGGAACAGUAACGACCCUGCCUGUUAGCUGUUGAGCGCGAGACGAGACCGUGUAACAAUGCAGCGGAGGAUUGUGCUGGCGGGCUGAACCCAGCGCUGUGUGGCGUGGUGCAGUGCAAAUUUAGUCCAAAUGUACUUCAGGCCCCAGCGCCUGAACAGUCAUGGUCAGCGGUGACCUCAUAGUUUGAAUAUAUUUCCACGUUUUU
Pollicipes pollicipes is the source of this 1602-nucleotide messenger RNA. Its product is annotated as valacyclovir hydrolase. NCBI's taxonomy places the organism in Eukaryota, Metazoa, Arthropoda, Thecostraca, Pollicipedomorpha, Pollicipedidae. The transcript is spliced from 8 exons. Gene Ontology annotation, molecular function: serine hydrolase activity. The record is from RefSeq and is a predicted model, not a curated record. The coding region runs from base 320 to 1162 and encodes 280 amino acids.